Helianthus annuus (common sunflower) is the source of this 387-nucleotide messenger RNA. RefSeq lists its product as uncharacterized. The transcript has a single exon. The record is from RefSeq and is a predicted model, not a curated record. NCBI's taxonomy places the organism in Eukaryota, Viridiplantae, Streptophyta, Magnoliopsida, Asterales, Asteraceae. Bases 1 to 387 code for a protein of 128 amino acids.
AUGAACCCGGAAGCAGUAGCAAACAACCGCGCCUCCAAAACACGCCUCCAGAAACAAGCUCCGGCCACUCUCCACCUCCAUCAGUUCCCUAGCAAAGAACCUCAAGAAGAUAUGUCAAAAACUGUGAUUCCGUUAUUAUCUCCAGUCGUACUCUCGCCUGCUUCUUUGCCAGAAGCCGGUAAUCAUAUGGGAUACUCAUUUCCAACACCUGACAAUGGUGAAGUGAAAAGGACUCAUGAGAUUGCGAUUGGAAAAAAUCCUCAGGUGCAACAAAAUAGCAGUGGUGACGUCUCCCAAUGGCAACAUCCGGCCAUGUCGAUGAUGGAUACGACAUCUCUCUAUUCUUGCUUCGAGUCGAAAUGCACCAUCCGUCCUCGUAACCAAUGA